Apis florea (little honeybee) is the source of this 466-nucleotide messenger RNA. RefSeq names its product nose resistant to fluoxetine protein 6. NCBI's taxonomy places the organism in Eukaryota, Metazoa, Arthropoda, Insecta, Hymenoptera, Apidae. The record is from RefSeq and is a predicted model, not a curated record. Gene Ontology annotation, molecular function: acyltransferase activity, transferring groups other than amino-acyl groups.
GUUUUUCCAGAUGGCGCGGUUGGUCGGCUGGGUAUUGUCCACGGCCAUAAUGUUCUCGGUGGUUUACGGCCUGUAUCCCGGAAAUUUAACCGUGCCAUUGAGUUCCGUGUACGCCGCCUUAGGGCACACCGCAUGGGCGAUCGGUGUAUCCUUCAUCGUGAUUCAAUGCUGCACCGGCUCCGCCACAAUGAUCGACAGCCUGUUGUCGCUCAGACUGAUAUAUCCGCUAUCGAGGCUGACUUACUGCGCCUACCUGGUGCAUCCUAUCAUCAUGUUGAUCACAGCCAGCCAGAUGGAUGGCCCGUUGCAUUUGCACAAUGACAUCGUGCUGAUUCUAUACUUUGGCAACCUGGUCGCCUCUUACUUGAUGUCGUUCUGCAUCUCAAUCGCGUUCGAGGCGCCAAUAGUGAAUCUGCUCAAAAUCGCUUUCACCUCGAAGAAGAGGAUAAGGUAGAGAGGCGCAAGA